Cydia splendana is the source of this 1208-nucleotide messenger RNA. RefSeq names its product protein Wnt-5b-like. The transcript is spliced from 7 exons. Gene Ontology annotation, cellular component: extracellular region. Bases 114 to 1208 code for a protein of 364 amino acids. Gene Ontology annotation, molecular function: frizzled binding; cytokine activity. NCBI's taxonomy places the organism in Eukaryota, Metazoa, Arthropoda, Insecta, Lepidoptera, Tortricidae. The record is from RefSeq and is a predicted model, not a curated record. Gene Ontology annotation, biological process: neuron differentiation; cell fate commitment; canonical Wnt signaling pathway.
GAACCAUAAAAAACAAUUAGAAACAAUGUGAUAAUGUGAAACAGUGCGACAUAACCUAAAAGUGCGAUGUAGUCGGCCAUUCCGUGCGAUGUAACGGCCAUCUUGUGACCAAUAUGGCGGCGGCUGUUAAGAUGGCGGCGCUCCUGGCGUUGCUGGCGCUGGCGCAGGCGCGGAGAGAGCCGUGGACCAAUGGGAGCUGGUUCAACAUGGGCCUCCUCGAGUUCGAGAAGUGGUCAAACCAGGACCUGUUCUCUGAGAAGUCCCGCCUGUGCGGCAAGCUUCGUGGCCUGACACCAGGGCAACGGCGUGUAUGCCGACGACACCGAGACCAUAUGACUGUAGUCGGAGACGGCGUGAAGCAGGGCAUCAGGGAGUGCCAGCAUCAGUUCCAUCAGAGGAGAUGGAAUUGCACUAUCAUGAAAGAUGAGACGGUGUUCGGACCUCUCACUCUUAUAGCGUCGCGAGAGACAGCCUUCACGCACGCUAUCACGGCCGCUGGCGUGUCGCUGUCGGUGUCGCGGGCUUGUCGCGACGGGCGACUGGCCAGUUGCGGGUGCAGUCGGGCUGCGAGGCCGAGGUCGCUGCAUUCCGACUGGGUGUGGUGUGGAUGUGGCGACAAUCUGGAUUAUGGGUACAAAUUCACCGAAGACUUCGUGGACAUUCGGGAGAGCGAACGCAAGGUUAAACGAGGCAGCAGAGAACAGGGCAGACAGCUGAUGAACAGGCAUAACAAUGAGGCAGGGCGACGGGCAGUGAUCAAGAAAUCCCGCGUCACCUGCAAAUGCCACGGCGUGUCCGGUUCCUGCAGCCUGGUCACAUGCUGGCAACAACUGGCCUCCUUCCGCGAGAUAGGCGACUACCUCCGCGAUAAGUACGAAGGUGCCACGGAAGUGAAAGUAUCCAGGCGAGGCAAACUGCGACUGAGCGACCCUCGGUACAGGCUCCCUACGGCCCAAGACUUAGUCUACCUCGAGCCGUCGCCUGACUACUGCGUGAAGAACGACUCUCUGGGUUCCUCCGGCACAUCAGGACGCGAAUGCAACCGCACAUCCGCUGGCAUGGAUGGCUGCGCUCUCAUGUGCUGCGGGCGAGGUUACAACACUAAGAAACUCACGGUCAAGGAACGAUGCCAUUGCAAGUUUCACUGGUGCUGCAGAGUCGAGUGUAACACCUGUAUUAAGACCGUCGAGAUCUAUACUUGCAAGUAG